Messenger RNA from Cotesia glomerata, 945 nucleotides. RefSeq lists its product as uncharacterized. Bases 1 to 945 code for a protein of 314 amino acids. Lineage: Eukaryota; Metazoa; Arthropoda; Insecta; Hymenoptera; Braconidae. The transcript has a single exon. The record is from RefSeq and is a predicted model, not a curated record.
AUGAAUGGUGUAGAAAUUGAUCGAAAUACCAAUGUUGGUAUUACCAGUACAAUGAAAGGGUAUUUGUCUUUUAGUCCUAAUCAAUUGAGCACUUUGGAAAAUGCUGGUUGGUAUACAAAUGACGAGACCAAAAUCAUCAAUGAAGCUGGAUACUUUGAUUUAUCAAUUCCACUGAAUAUAUUGUGUGGUUUCGCAGAAGAUUAUCUAAAAAUUCUAAUGAAUGUUCAGCUUGAAAUCAUUCUUACAAUAGCUAAUACUGAUAUAAAUGCUUAUAUACUAACAAACGCAGCUGCAGAAAAUGUGAAAGUUACUCUUCAAAAAAUUGAAUGGAUUAUGCCAUAUAUUACACUGUCUGACAAAGAAAAAAUUCAAGCACUGAAUUAUAUUACUGGUGAUCCAGCUAUUCCAAUAAGUUUCAGAACCUGGGAAUUAUAUGAAUAUCCAUUGUUACCUGCAACUUCAAGACAAAUUUGGGUUGUCAAAACUUCAACACAGCUGGAGAAACCACGAUGUGUGGUUCUUGGAUUCCAAACAGCAAGAAAGAAUGAUGCUAGAAAAAAUUCUAGUAAAUUUGAUCACUGCAAUAUUCGAAACAUUAAGCUAUUUUUGAAUUCUCAAAGUUAUCCUUAUGGGGAUUUAAACUUGGAUAUAAAUAGCAAUCAGUAUGCUUUAUUAUAUGAUAUGUAUAUGAACUUCCAAACAUCAUACUACAAUAAAGAAGCAGAACCGAUAUUGACGAAGAAGAACUUUUUACAAGAAGCACCACUUUGUGUCAUCGACUGCUCUAAGCAAAACGAGGCUAUUAAAUCUGGACCAGUAGAUAUUAGAUUGGAAUUUGAAUCGUUAGUUCCAUUUCCAGCCAAUACAACUGCGUAUUGUUUGAUCAUUCAUGAUCGUAUUGUUGAAUAUAAGCCUAUAAGCAACACUGUGCGAAAAUUAAUGUAA